AUGACUAGUCUUUAUUUUGAUAUUAGAGAGGAUCAGUGGCCGCUUGUGUAUGAUGACAAAUAUAAUGUGUCAGUUAUGGGCCUUGAGAAGUUCCAUGUAUUCGACGCCAAAAAAUGGCGCAACAUAAUACAGCAUUUACAAGAUGCCAACCUUAUCACUAAAGAAUGUCUGGUUCAACCUUUGGAAGCUAAGAAACAAGAUCUCCUUGUAGUACACACAAAGAAGUAUCUGAGGUCACUUAAGUGGAGCACAAAGGUAGCCAUUAUUGCAGAGGUGCCAGUAGUGGCAUGUUUGCCAAACAUAAUUGUACAAUAUGCAUAUCUGAAGCCAAUGAGAUUACAGACAGGUGGUUCCAUUUUGGCUGGGAAGUUAGCUUUAGAAAGAGGCUGGGCAAUAAACGUUGGUGGUGGAUUCCAUCACUGCAGCUCGGACAAAGGAGGUGGCUUUUGUCCCUACGCUGAUAUAACACUGCUUGUUCGCUUCCUCGUGAAAAAUCAAAUGAUACAGAAUGCGAUGAUUGUUGAUUUAGAUGCACAUCAGGGUAAUGGGUACCAGCGCGACUUUCUCGGUGUACCCGAGGUUUAUAUAAUGGACAUGUACAAUCGGAAUAUAUAUCCAAGAGACAAGCAGGCUAAACAGGCUAUACGUAGGAAGGUGGAACUUGAUAACAGGGUUGAGGAUUCAGAGUACUUGGCCAAGUUAAGAAAGAAUUUAAUCGCUGCACUGAAUGAUUUCAAGCCAGAUAUCUUGGUAUAUAACGCUGGUACUGACAUUCUUGAUUCUGAUCCCCUUGGUCAUUUGAAGAUAAGUGAAGAUGGUAUCAUUAAAAGGGACGAAUUUGUAUUCGAACAGUGCAAACAGAACAACAUUCCAAUAGUCAUGCUGACAAGCGGAGGCUAUCUACGAAAGACUGCAAAAAUAAUAGCGGAUUCAAUAAUUAACUUGGAGAGAAAGGGUCUGAUAAAAGGCGGGAAAAUGACUGAAAUAAACGAAUAA
Messenger RNA from Parnassius mnemosyne (clouded apollo), 996 nucleotides. The record is from the annotation of a GenBank genome assembly. Lineage: Eukaryota; Metazoa; Arthropoda; Insecta; Lepidoptera; Papilionidae.